GACGCUUUCUGCGCACGCGCAUCUCGGUGCAUCUGUUGGGCGGGACUGCGGGGCCUGUGACACCGCACGCUGAGCUCUGUGAUGUAGCCGCUUGCGGAGACUGCAAGCAGCCGCGGCGCGCCCGGCCCUCCCUCUUCCGCUGCCGCCGUGGGAAUGGAAACAUCUGCCCCACGUGCCGGAAGCCAAGUGGUGGCGACAACUGCGCGCCACUCCGCGGGCUACCGCGCAGAUCCUCUACGUGUGUCCUCGCGAGACAAGCUCACCGAAAUGGCCGCGUCCAGUCAAGGAAACUUUGAGGGAAAUUUUGAGUCACUGGACCUUGCGGAAUUUGCUAAGAAGCAGCCAUGGUGGCGUAAGCUGUUCGGGCAGGAAUCUGGACCUUCAGCAGAAAAGUAUAGCGUGGCAACCCAGCUGUUCAUUGGAGGUGUCACUGGAUGGUGCACGGGUUUCAUAUUCCAGAAGGUUGGAAAGUUGGCUGCAACAGCUGUGGGAGGUGGAUUUUUUCUCCUUCAGCUUGCAAACCAUACUGGGUACAUCAAAGUUGACUGGCAACGAGUGGAGAAGGACAUGAAGAAAGCCAAAGAGCAGCUGAAGAUCCGUAAGAGCAAUCAGAUACCUACUGAGGUCAGGAGCAAAGCUGAGGAGGUGGUGUCAUUUGUGAAGAAGAAUGUUCUAGUGACUGGGGGAUUUUUCGGAGGCUUUCUGCUUGGCAUGGCAUCCUAAGGAAGAUGACCUCAUGUUCAUUGUUCCUGGUUUUUUCCAGCCAGCAGCCUCUACACUCCAUCAUAGGACAUCGAGUCCCUCCUCCUCUUCUCCCGUGCCUUCCUCCCUGCCAUGGCAAAUCCAAGUGGCUUCUAUAAGCAUCUGCUGGUACAAGUCAAUGUGGCACCAUGAGCUUGAUAGUGGCAGAAGAGACAAUAGUCCUUAGCUCUCCUCCCAGUACACCCCCUACUUGGCCAGUCUGUAGGCCAACAAGAAGGUUCCUUUACCCCCAUGCAAGACACUUAUGAGAACACAUUACAAGAUGGCUGACCAUGGAGGAUGAGUGGAUCCUGAAAGGUUGUCCCAAACUGUUGAUUUGGAAAAGAAAUAAGCACAUAGAUAACCUUAUUAUGUGCUGCAUGGAAAGGAACUGAAUACAUUUGCCUUUAAGCAUGAAA
Gorilla gorilla gorilla (western lowland gorilla) is the source of this 1160-nucleotide messenger RNA. It is a transcript of the gene FUNDC2, whose product is annotated as FUN14 domain containing 2. Lineage: Eukaryota; Metazoa; Chordata; Mammalia; Primates; Hominidae. Gene Ontology annotation, biological process: autophagy of mitochondrion. Gene Ontology annotation, cellular component: mitochondrial outer membrane. The transcript has 5 exons. Bases 154 to 723 code for a protein of 189 amino acids. The record is from RefSeq and is a predicted model, not a curated record.